AAUAUAUUUACCUUUCUGGUAAAUCCCUCCGAAAAUGACGGAAAUCCCCGCCCCAAAACUUGCGGUGGGACACUUUUCAUCAACCCGGUCUAAGUGCCGAUUCCCGAGGAGAACCCAACCUCAUCCGCAAAGACUAACGACCAAUGAACCAGUCGGGAAAAGUCUCUAAAGUUCAAUCAACAGCGAUGGCGGCCCAUCACGGCGAUCUUCAAGUCUUCGACUUUGGCUACCUCCACCCGUCGAUAAAGACGCUAAAGAUUUAAGAUGCCGUCCAUUUCCCAUGAUUGUCCAUUUCUCAACUUCGUUCCCUGCGCCCGAUCCCGGCUCACUCGCUCCACGUCAUCGCCCACUCGUUAUUAGUCGACGCCAACCAGGGUUGAAGGAUCGUGGUGUCCGAGUUCCGAGUUCUCCACUUUAAAUGGCCCUACGCCUUGACGCACGAGGUCUGCGUUUUUGGUUGGUUGUUGUCGCGGUAUCAGUCGUCGUCGCCAGUGAGACGUCAUAUUAGCCUUAUUAGUGGCUUCUGCGAGUUGCUUUUGCAUCUCUUUCGAAUUUUUUUUUCGCCGUGAUCGGACGAAAAAGUAGUACGUCCACUGACUUGAUCCAUGGUCCUAUUUCUAUCAGGACGGCGGUUCAUAUGCGAAAUUUGUGUUGGUAGGAACGGAAACGGGUUAUCGCCGCUUCAAUUCGGCUUGGUAUCCGAGCGCUGCGCACGCUAGCCAUACAUAGUCAUGUCCUCAGACCUACUUCGGUUUCCUAGGUACUUGAGGAGUCCUGGUGACGAUGGCUAUCGAACGCCAACUAUCGAAGAUGCGGAGCGGACUCUCGCCGUCCUAGGAGUUGAUGCUCCUCGUCAGGGUAACAAUGCCCGUGAAGUUCAUACUUCUGCCUUGGAAGCGGCCUUACAAAAGGUCACUUCUCGAGCGACUGACCAGGCAGCUGGUAACAAAGAACUGAGUCAUUGCGAGGAUCGUGAUCGUGUAGAGCUUACCCGAAAAGUGACGGAUGCAUCGGCGUCUAAGCUCAGUUGGAAGAAGCGCAUUCGCCAUGUUACUUGGGCGUAUUUCACCUUGACUAUGGCUACUGGGGGGUUGGCAAAUGUCCUGUAUGAAGUUCCCUACCGUUUCCGCGGGUUGGAUACCAUUGGAACGGUCAUCUUUUUGAUCAACAUUGCCCUGUAUCUGUUCAUAUGGGGACUGUUACUGGCCAGAUUCUACUAUUACCCGUAUACCUUCAAAGCGUCAUUUCUGCAUCCCACCGAGUCCUUGUUCGUUCCUGCCUGUGUCGUCUCCUUUGGUACCAUUCUCAUCAACAUCUCCCAAUAUGGGCCCGGGAAUACAGGUCCAUGGCUGAUGGAAGCUGUCGGGAUUCUAUUCUGGAUUGAUGCCGGUCUUGCUGUGAUAUUUUCUGCGGGCAUCUAUCUCGUCCUGUGGUCCACCCAGACUUUCACCAUAGCCCAAAUGACCCCAAUCUGGAUCUUUCCUGCAUAUCCUAUGCUUAUCAUCGGUCCCCACGCUGGCAUUCUCAGUGCAAAGUUGGAACAAGCUCGCUGCCUGCGCAUUAUCAUCGGAGGAACGACGAUCCAAGGUGUUGGAUUUCUGGUCUCGCUGAUGGUCUACUCGGCUUUUAUCUAUCGACUCAUGACCCAGAAGCUACCCAAGGAAAACAUCCGACCGGGAAUGUUUGUCUCGGUGGGACCGAGUGGUUUCACUGUCGCAGGCAUCGUCAACAUGGCGGCCUCCGCAAAGCGUUCAUUCCCGUCGGAUUUCAUGGGAAAUGGAGAACUGGCUGCUGACGUUUUGAGAGUGGUGGUUGAUUUUGCCGCAUUAUGGCUCUGGGGUUUAGCAAUCUUCUUUUUCAUAAUUGCCAGUGCAGCCCACUGGUCUGCGAUUGGACCGGGCCGAAUGGUCUUUUCAAUGACGUGGUUCUCAUUUGUGUUUCCAAAUACCGCCCUAAUUACUGCGACGUUCGCCAUCGGAAAGGCCUUCUCUUGCAAGGCGAUCAAUAUUGUUGGCUGCGUGGCAAUCCUCCCUCUGAUACUCAUGUACUUCUUUGUUUGUUUUAUGAUGAUUCGAGCGAUCCUCACACAUCAGAUUUUAUGGCCGCAGAAGGGCGAAGAUAGGGACGAGGGUGGGUUUGAGAUCCAUCGGGUUAAGGCUGAUGCAGAGUUGUCCGAUGAGAUUAAUGGAACGGCUGUCUGAGGAAUAUUUCCCGACUUCGAGGCUAGUAUAUAGGAAAAGUGCUUUUGCGUUUGCAUUGUCAUGUCCCAAUACCCAUACUCGGUUUUACAUUGCCCUAAAA
This is a messenger RNA of Penicillium brasilianum, 2301 nucleotides long. The record is from the annotation of a GenBank genome assembly. NCBI's taxonomy places the organism in Eukaryota, Fungi, Ascomycota, Eurotiomycetes, Eurotiales, Aspergillaceae.